CCCCAGCAAUCCAGAGGUUAGGACUCCAUGCCUUUAUUGCCAUGGGCCUGGGUUCAAUCCCUGGUCAGGAAACUAAGAUCCCAUAAGAUGCACAGUGGCACCAAAAACAAAAAAUCUAUAUCCUUUAUCACUGAGGAAAAAAAUAACAUUUGUAAUAAAGAAAUAAAUUUUUUAAAUAUGUUUGAUUAAUGAAACAUAGCAUUCAAGACAAAUCUAUACAAGGCGUGUAGCUGAAAAUAUCUUUCAAUGAGGCCAAAGGUUUGAAGCUAUCAAAUGACUUAUUAACUUUUUGCAGUCAUGCAGCACAUGGGAAGGGUAUAAAGUUAAUGUUUGUUCUAGGGGAUUAUAGCAGAGAGGAAUAGAAGGGUUACAUUGCCAGAAAAACAAACUAAAUUUUUUCGCAGAGAAAAAUACUGCGGUUGAAAACAGGAGCCAAGGAACAUGCUAAUUAGAAACACUUGAUAAAAACUAAAUUAUUAAACAAGCUAGAAGAGAAGACUAAGAUAAAAGGAACUAAGUGUGAGAAUGGUUAUUUCCUUCCAUUAGAGUUUUGUAAGGUACAAUUAGAUUCAGUGAUUCAAUGAUUACUCACAUUAGUACAAUAAGAAAUUUGACUCAGUAGUGCAAGUAAGCCAUACAGUUAAUUAUUCAUUUUAUGUUUUUAUUUGGCUUUGGAAUGUGUUUUUUGUACUUAUCUCUCUAGGGCUUUAUUUGAUAGUCUGGGAACUUAUUUCAAACACUGAGAAGAUCUGACUCAGGAAAUGCUGGGACGCAGUCCAGUGUGUUUAUCCUGACCCCUGUUCAACUUCUUCCUGCAGUCCACUCCAUGCUGGGACUAGACAACUCUCCUCUGAGGCUGAGGCUAACCAGACUAUGCAGCACCCUCUUCUCUCCACAAUUCUCUGGAACUGGGUUGAAUGGAUCGCAGCUGUUACCAUUGCUGCUGGAACAGCUGCAGUUGGUUAUCUAGCUUACAAAAGAUUUUAUGUUAAAGAUCAUCGCAACAAAUCUAUGGUAAACCCUCACAUCCAGAAAGACAACCCCAAGGUAGUACAUGCUUUUGACAUGGAGGAUUUGGGAGAUAAAGCCGUGUACUGCCGUUGUUGGAGGUCCAAAAAGUUCCCACUCUGUGAUGGAUCUCACACAAAACACAAUGAAGAAACUGGAGACAACGUGGGACCUCUGAUCAUUAAGAAAAAAGACACUUAAAUGGACACUUUUGAUGCUGCAAACCAACUUGUCAUGAUGUUUCCUGAUUGUUUAAUUAGAAUGACUACCACUUCCAUCUAAUUCACCUCCCCUGGGUUCUAGAUGUGUGGUAAACUGUAGCUUUCAUAUUCACGGCAUUUGCCUUACAUGUGGAACCAUUGUGGUGCACAUCUGUUGAAACAAAAAAGGAAAAACAAAAAACCAAUCUCAUGGCCUGUGGGUUAUUUUGGUCUUGUAAGGAUCUGUUUCUUUACAUUUAAAACUGACAUUAGAAUAUAGUUGUAUGCCAAAGUUAACGUAUUAAAUUAUUCUCAAAAUCAUGUAUGUGCAGAUUGUACUUGUAAGUUUCAAAGAAGAAUUAAUCACCAUUUAAUAUUACUUAGCCUAAAAAGUAAAAUGGGUGUGAAUAAAGCUACAUUAAUCUCCUAA
Molecule: messenger RNA, 1638 nt
Organism: Capra hircus (goat)
Lineage: Eukaryota; Metazoa; Chordata; Mammalia; Artiodactyla; Bovidae
Gene: CISD1
Product: CDGSH iron sulfur domain 1
Exons: 3
Coding region: 874-1209 (111 amino acids)
Biological process (GO): regulation of autophagy
Cellular component (GO): intracellular membrane-bounded organelle; mitochondrial outer membrane
Molecular function (GO): 2 iron, 2 sulfur cluster binding
Source: RefSeq, a predicted model, not a curated record